Hyla sarda is the source of this 3442-nucleotide messenger RNA. RefSeq names its product inactive dipeptidyl peptidase 10-like. The coding region runs from base 301 to 2670 and encodes 789 amino acids. The record is from RefSeq and is a predicted model, not a curated record. Gene Ontology annotation, biological process: proteolysis. NCBI's taxonomy places the organism in Eukaryota, Metazoa, Chordata, Amphibia, Anura, Hylidae. The transcript is spliced from 26 exons. Gene Ontology annotation, molecular function: serine-type peptidase activity; dipeptidyl-peptidase activity.
CUUCUUCUCCAUAACUAUUAUAUAGGUUGGGUGAAGUCGUUCCCUUGAAGCUUUCCUUCUUCUAACGCCAGUUCAGCUCCCCACAUCCUCCUUUUUCCUACCAGUUAUUUCGCUGAGAGUCAGGAUUUUUUUUGCUGUCUUUCUGAUUAAUUUCCUUGGUCAAUAGAAGAUUGGCUUUCUCUGGCUGCGGGAGACACACACUGAGUUGUGCUGAGGCAUCCCCAUUCACUGCACUGCUGAGGGAGCGAAGACAUACUCCACUUCAACUCCAUAACAAAGAGGUUGCCGCUUCCCCGCACAAUGAUUGUCAGCACUCAACAAAAUCUCGGGACGGAGCUGGGCAUGGGUUCUUCUGAUGCCUCACCCCGUAACUGGCGUGGCAUUGGACUGGCAAUGUUGGUGAUAUCUGUGGUAAUGUCACUUGUCCUGUUAGCGAUAUUCCUGCUCUCUCCAGAUAUUUCAAGACAGCCUGAAAAGUUAUACUUGACAUUAUCUGACCUUGAGAAUCCAGACUACCAUGUCCACGUACCCAACUUGUUCUGGGCAAGUGAUUCAGAAAUAAUUCAAGAAACUAGAGAUGGUAAUUUAGUUAGAGAGAAUUUAGAAACAAAAAAAACCACCAUCCUACUGAGUAAUAUCACCUAUUGUUCUUUUAUUUUGGAAGAUGUCUCUGCAGAUGACCAGCUCAAAGCUAUCCCCAGAUCUACAGCAUUUACUCCUGGUUUUAGAAAGCCAAAAGAUUACAGGAGUGUCCUACAUUGCAUCAUAUACUAUAUACAAUCUCAGGAGCAGGUAAGAUUAUGCAGGAAACUAUGGAAUAUCAACCCACCUGGAAAAAAUAAUACAGAUCUGCAAUAUGCCGACUGGGGACCACAUGGGAGCCAACUGGUGUUCAUCUAUGAAAAUGAUAUAUAUUAUCAAGAGGUGGCUUCUGGUCCAGCACUUCGGCUUACUUCAACUGGAGAUCCAGAAAGAGUGCUCAAUGGGAUCUCUGACUGGACGUACCAAGAGGAAGUACUUCAUAGCUAUGCUGCUCACUGGUGGUCUCCAGAUGGGACAAGACUUGCCUAUCUGACUAUCAACAACACUCUUGUACCUAAGAUGGAGCUGCCAUACUUUGUUGGGGCUGAUUACUCAAUAUGUGCACGCUAUGCCUAUCCUAAGGCUGGACAACCGAUUCCUGAAGUGAAGGUCUUUGUUGUCAAUCUGCACGGCCCAUCACACACCAUGGAGAUCAUUCGUCCUGAUGCGUUUGAGUACAGGGAGUUCUAUAUCACCCUGGUAAUGUGGGUAACUAACAUUCAACUUGCCGUGCAAUGGCUGAACCGCCCACAAAAUCUGUCACUUCUCACCAUUUGUGAUGCAACUACUGGUUCCUGUGUGGAGAAGUACAGAACGUCCUCGGAUGUGUGGACAAGCAUUCAGGCUGCCCCUGUGUUUUCUGUAGAUUUUACUUUCCUCCUGGUGCCAGUGAAGCAAGGAGGACAAGGGGAGUAUGUCCAUAUUGCCAUGUUUUCCACACAGCUGGGGGGAAAAGAAAACUCUUUACAAAUGUUGACUUCUGGGGAAUGGGAUGUCACGAGGAUUGUGGCCUACAAUACAGACAACAAAACAGUUUAUUUCCUGAGCACUGAAGACAAACCCAGAACAAGACACCUUUACAGCGUGGAAACAUCAGGUUCUCUUAACCACACAUGUUUGACUUGUGACCUAAUCCCAGGCUGCCAUUUUGUGGAUGUGGAAUUUAGUCCUGGAAGCAACUUCUUCAUCCUGUUCUGUAAAGGUCCUGGAGUUCCUCAGGUAUCUGUGCACCAAACCCACAACCCAAAAGAUUUUCAGAUGCUGGAGGACAACCAAGUACUGAAAACGUCUCUUUCUGAGAAGGACAUGCCGGAGAUCUUAUACAGGUCUAUCCAUAUUGAUAACUAUGAUCUUCCUGUCCGCCUGACUCUUCCAUCAGGAUAUGAAGAUUCUGAGUACCCUUUGGUUCUAUGGCUACCCGAAACUCCAGGUUCACAGCAGGUCACAGAGGAGUUCUCGCUUGGAUGGGAGUCAGCGCUUGUCAGCUCAUUCCAUAUAAUUGUGGCCCAUUUUGAUGGCCGGGGAUCCAAAAAUCAAGGACUGAAUUUGCUUCAUGAAACUGACCGGAAACUUGGCUCUGUUGAUGCAAAAGAUUACAUCCCUGUGGUGCAGCAAUUGAAGAAGUUGCCAUUUGUUGACCAAAAUCGCAUUGGAGUAUAUGGAAAGGCUUAUGGUGGGUUUUUGGCUCUCAAGCUGCUAUCACUGCCUGAAGAGCUGUUUGCUUGUGGUGUAGCAGUUGCACCUAUAACAAGUUUCCACCUAUACUCGGCAGUACUUUCAGAGCGUUACCUGGGGAUGCCAUCACAAGAAGGUUCAGCUUACAUGGUGGCCUCUGUAUUGAAUAACAUUCACAGGCUACGGGACCAGCGAUUUCUACUGGUCCAUGGCACUGCAGAUGCCAAAGUGCACUUCCAGCAUACAGCUGAACUCCUGAACCGUCUGAUCCAGGCUGGAUCCAAUGUCACUAGCAGGAUUUAUCCUGAUGAAGACCAUUUCUUCCUGUCGAAGAGCAGCCAACAGCACCUGAACCUGUCACUUGUGUCCUAUCUGCAGAGCUGCCUUCAGAGCGGAGGAAUCGGAGACCAGUGAGUGCCGACUCGGUGACACUCACAUAGAGCACAACAUGGGGAUGGUCUACAAGAAGCCAGAAUGAACAUUGAUAGAUGUCUCUGCGGAGAACCUUGGAGGCCAAAAUCAUCUCAGAAUUUAAGAAUGAACUUGUGACCAUAUCAACUCUCAGACUCAUCUUGGUUGAAGCAUUUUUGAAGAUAGAGACUAUAAAGUAAUUACAUAAUAAAUAUCAUCACUUCUACCUAAAGCUGGCCAUACACACAAGAUAGACUUUUGACCUACAGAUAUCUUCCAGAAACAUGUAGCUCAUGCAACUCAGCUCAUCCCAGCAUGCUUGUUUAUUUCAACAGGAACGGGGAGGCAAUUCUUGCAGUGACUUAUUUAAAAAAAAAAAAAAAAAAUCUUACAUGGCGAAUCCUCUUUUAACCCCAACAUUUGGCUUUAGGAGGCUUCUGUAAGCAUUAGUUGGAAGAAUCCACCAUACAUUGUUACCUAUGGGUGGCAUUACACUAUCUUGGGUACAAAACUUUGCAAAGGUUGUUACGGUAGCUGAAUUAAACUGUUGUGCUCUUCUCUAAAUCUAGAGGGCAGCAAAGCGCCACUCCGUAUGUAUGCAUCUUGAAUGGGAAUUUAUUCUAUUUGUGGAUAUCUAAUGAAGUGUUUUUCUUCUUUUAGAUAUAUAUAUUUUGUGCAUGUAAAGCAAGCUGUUUAUUACCUGUACAUUUGUUUUGCACUGGAAAAACUGUAAUAAACUAAAGCCAUACCUUGUACAAAGUCCUAUAGCCUGUUG